AAGUAAGAUUCAACAGAUUAAUAUAAAUAUUCAAUGAAAAAUAAAAAUCUAUAAUCGUCUUUAGUUGAAAAUUAAAUGUCAGAAUUGUCUCUUAGGGUUUUUGUGUUUCUGAUUUGCAUAAGUUUUUAAUAAAUUACUUAUUCUAUUUACACAAUCAUUGUUGUUUUGCUGAUGUCUUUAUAUUGACAACAAUCUAAAAGGAAGUUUGAACGUUUAUCCAGUGAACUUGGUGAAAAAUGAACUUUUGAAACAUUUUAUUAUAUUGUUUAACAUAAAAAUAUCAUAGUUUUCAGAAGUCAAGGUUAUGUUUAUACCGGUACAACAAUGUGUGGUAUAUUCUGUUAUAUUUCACAAAAUCAUGAGAAGAGUUCCCAAGUACCAAAUGAGUGGAAUGCUUGUAAAGACUUAAUAUGUGCCCGUGGUCCUGAUAAAGUAACAGAGCGAAUUGAAUAUUUAACUCCAAAUUGGUUUGGACACUUUAAUGCUUCUGUACUAUGGAUGCAAGGUUCCAAUUUAAAUAUACAACCUGCUAUAGAUUCUAUUGGAAAUAUACUUCUGUGGAAUGGAGAUAUAUUUUCUGGAGAUUUGGCACAAGAUAACAUGUGUGAUACCGAUAUAAUGUUGAAUGCUCUUCAAUCAUCCUUAAAUAUCAUACCUGUAUUUCAAAAAAUACAAGGUCCAUAUAGCUUUAUAUAUUUUCAAAAGUCAACUAAUAUUUUGUAUUUUGGUAGAGAUAUUAUAGGAAGGCAUAGUCUGCUCUUAAAAGUGAAUACAGAUGAAAAUGUUUUGACUUUAACAUCUGUUGCUAGCAAAGAACUACAUGGGAUUACAGAAGUUCCUGCAAUUGGAAUUUUUGCAGUGAACUUAACUAGUUCAAGGGUAAAUCUUUCAUGCUAUCCAUGGAAAGAACCUGAUUUAAGAUUUACAGAUAUCAUUGAAACAUUAGAAACACACUUAAAUGUAGACAUUAACAUUAGAGAAACUAUAUUGGAAUUUGAUACUUUAACACAUUUGCACAUGCAUCCUGAUAUUAAAGAUUUGGAAUAUCUAGAAAGUAGUUCUUGUCUUGACAAUUUUUACAAAACAUUAAAGUAUUUAUUAGAAAGUAAGGAAAUAUAUGAAAGAGUAGAUCAUUUAUCGCAUCUCCUUCAUAAAGCUGUAGAAGUUAGAAUAAAGAAACAGCCAAAAUUCUGUAAAAUGUGUGUACAGUUAGUUUUAAACGGAGAAAAAGUUGAAUGUAAUCAUGCAAAAGUAGGCAUAUUAUUUUCUGGAGGCUUGGAUUCUGCAAUUUUAGCAUUAAUUGCAGACAAAUAUGUAUUACAAAACGAAUCUAUUGAUUUGAUAAAUGUUGCAUUUGAAAAGUCCGUUAAUAUAUCUAGAAAAUCCAAUACAAAUAAUGGUGAACAAGCUACAGAAGACCAGUAUGAUGUUCCUGAUAGAAAAACUGGGAAGCAAACAUUUAUGGAACUUUCAAGGAUCUGUCCAAAGAGGAAAUGGAAUUUUAUAGAAGUAAAUGUUAGUCAGACAGAGUUGCAGAAACAUCGUUCUUCCCGAAUUUGUAAUUUACUGUAUCCACUUUGUACCAUAUUGGAUGAAAGUUUAGGUUGUGCUGUAUGGUUUGCAAGUCGCGCAAAAGGUACAAUUGAUGGAAGUGCUAACAUCUAUGAAUCACCUUGUAGAGUACUUCUAUUAGGCAUGGGGGCAGACGAAUUAUUUGGUGGAUAUAUGAGGCAUAGAACGAUAUUAAGGCAUAAAGGGUGGGAUGCUUUAGCAGAAGAGUUAAACAUCGAACUAGCCAGAAUUUCUGAAAGAAAUUUAGGCCGUGAUGAUCGUAUCGUAUCUGAUCAUGGACGGCAAUCUAGACUGCCAUACUUGGAUGAAAAUCUAGUACAAUAUGUUCAACAAUUAAAACCAUGGGAAAGGUGUUAUCCAACAGAUAAAAUGACAUCAGGUUUAGGAGAUAAAUUAUUAUUACGUUUGGUGGCCUGUAAACUUGGUUUCCAAGAUACUGCAAAUUUUCCUAAGAGAGCUUUUCAAUUUGGAUCUCGAAUUGCUAAUAGUAAAGAAAAUGCUAAAGAUAUAUCAAAUCGUUUGUAAAAUGACGUUAGUUUUUUAAUGUUACUUGACAGGAUGAUACUUGUCAUAAGUAUGAUAAAAAAGUGUUCAGAAUUGUUUGAAAUUGAAAUGGGCAUUGAGGGGUUUACAAUACAAGAUUAAUAAAUUAUGAAGCCAAAAGCAUACAAGUGUACCCUGAAUUGUUACAGUCUACCUCAAAAGUAUGCCUAAUUUCAGCAAAUCUGUGAUAUUUCAUGUGUGUUACUGCUUUUUUGUGUGUUUUAUGUGUUCUAGCUUAGUAUGUGCUUGACUUUAUAAAAAUAUUUUUUUAACCUUAUAUAGUUUUUUAUGUAUAAACAAAAUAAAUGAACAAAAUAAUGAA
This is a messenger RNA of Osmia bicornis bicornis, 2437 nucleotides long. RefSeq names its product asparagine synthetase domain-containing protein 1. The transcript has 8 exons. The coding region runs from base 325 to 2097 and encodes 590 amino acids. The record is from RefSeq and is a predicted model, not a curated record. Gene Ontology annotation, molecular function: asparagine synthase (glutamine-hydrolyzing) activity. Lineage: Eukaryota; Metazoa; Arthropoda; Insecta; Hymenoptera; Megachilidae.